This is a messenger RNA of Gadus morhua (Atlantic cod), 2697 nucleotides long. RefSeq lists its product as uncharacterized. The transcript is spliced from 2 exons. Gene Ontology annotation, molecular function: RNA-DNA hybrid ribonuclease activity; nucleic acid binding. Bases 1 to 2520 code for a protein of 839 amino acids. NCBI's taxonomy places the organism in Eukaryota, Metazoa, Chordata, Actinopteri, Gadiformes, Gadidae. The record is from RefSeq and is a predicted model, not a curated record.
AUGACCGAGGGCGAUGCCUCCCACACGUUGGAUGAGGCCUCCUGCUCCUCGGCACAAGGCUCCCUGCAGGGUGCAGCAGACACCUCCAUGGCGGCCGUCCUGCGGAAAGCUCUGGCUCGCCUGCAGCUUGACGCGGCGCAAACGGAGUCAGCCCAGGCCAGCGCCUUCUUCAGGCGCAACCCUGUCCCGGCCACAUUCUCCGUCCCUCCUUCAGAGGAGUAUCUGAAGGAGCUCCAUGCUUGCUGGAGGGACACUAGGGCCCUGUCCCACUCGACGUCGGACGCCCGGACCUUGGCUGCCAUGCAGAAUGCGGCACAGGUUGGGCUGGGCCGCAUGCCAGCAGUCGAGCCUGCCAUCGCCUCCCUAAUUCUGGCUCCUGAUGAGGCUCUGAGGCCAAAUGCCAGGUGCCCUCGGCCACAGUGCAGGGUCACAGAUGACCUCCUAUCAAAGGCCUACGACGCAGCGGCGCGCAUGGGUCGUAUUGGGAACUCCCUUUCCCACCUGCUGCUGGGUCUUUCGACCUCUCUGCAGCAGGCCCAGGUCGAGCCGCCGCUGCAGAGUCUGAGUGACGCCUCGUUAGAGGCUUUUGCCCUCAUGUCGAGGGAGUUAGGGCGCACUAUGUCCACCCUCGUGCAGACUCGCCGCCAGGUGUGGCUUGCGCAGUCGCCCUUGACGGAGACAUACCCUUGGGUGGUUUCCACCUUGACCCAAGGGUACGAGUUACAGUUCCGACGUCGGCCCCUAGCCUUCAGCCGGGUCAAAAUGACUGUCGUCAACGACCCGGCAGAGGCCUUAGCUCUGGACCAGGAGUUGUCCACCCUCCUGGCCAAAGGGGCAAUCGAGCCAGUGGAUCCUCUGCUGCACCCCAGAGGGUUCUACUCGAGAUAUUUUCUCGUGAAAAAGAAAGAUGGCAGGUUUCGCCCAAUUCUCGACCUCAGGGGACUCAUCCGGUUCCUGAAGGUCCUGCCAUUCCACAUGCUCACCGCUUCCGACACGCUGCGGGUGGUCGCAAGGGGAGAAUGGUUCACCACGUUGGACCUAAGGGACGCAUACUUCCACGUCCCAAUUGCACCGCGCCAUCAGCACUUCCUCCGGUUCGCCUUUCGCGGCCGGCACUUUCAAUUCAGGGUACUUCCCUUUGGUCUCUCCCUCUCUCCGAGGGUAUUCACCAGGGUGGUGGCGGCAGCUCUCGCACCCCUGCAGAAGCAGGGCACGAAGGUCCUGCCUUAUUUGGAUGACUGGCUGAUCUGUGCACCUUCCCAGUCUCAGGCGGCCCGGGACACGGCUCGGCUGCUCUUGCACGUGGCCCGGCUUGGCCUGACGGUGAAUUUUGUGAAGAGUCGCCUGGACCCAUCCCAACGGGUCGCAUACCUGGGGAUGGUCCUAGACUCGGACGCUGUGAGGGCCUAUCUGUCACCUCAGCGUGUGACCGACAUCCUCCUCUGCCUACCCCGCUUUGGGUAUGGCAGGAUGGUACCAUUCAUUUUUUGCCUGCAGCUCUUGGGCAAGCUGACAGCUGCCUCAGCUGUGGUGCCCCUCGGCUUGCUGUCUCUGCGCCCUAUGCAGAUGUGGCUGAACAGCCUCCACUUGGACCCCAAGUGGCACAGGCACCGAAAGGUCAGAGUGUCUCGGCAGUGCCUCUUCUCUCUGUCCCCAUGGAGAAAGAGGUUGUAUAUGUCUGUGGGUGUACCCAUGGGCACCAUUCCAUCCCGUCGGGAGCUGGUCACAACAGACGCCUGCCUAUCAGGAUGGGGCGCGGUUUGGCAGGGCAGGACUGCCCAAGGGCAGUGGCCGGCCCAGAACCACGCUCACAUCAAUGUGCUAGAGCUCAGGGCGGUACAGCUAGCACUCAAUCAUUUUCUGCCUCAUUUGAGAGGCAAGCAUGUGCUGGUUCGAUCCGACAAAAUGUCAGCUGUUGCCCAGAUCAACCACCAAGGGGGGACCCGGUCUUCACGGCUACUCCGGGUAUCUCGGAACUUGUUGGCCUGGGCAUAUCCCCGCCUGGCCAGCGUACGGGCGGUCUUCAUACCGGGGCAAAGGAACCAGGUCGCAGAUUUUCUAACGCGGCAGAAGCCCCCACCGGGGGAGUGGCGGCUUCAUCCGGAGGUGGUGGAGACGUUGUGGGGUCUCUUUGGCAGGGCGGAGGUAGACCUCUUUGCAUCAGAGGAAUCCGCACAUUGCCCCCUCUGGUUCUCCUGGACGGAGGUGACCGGCCCCCUCGGACAGGAUGCCUUAGCUCACGACUGGCCACAGAGUCCUCUGUAUGCCUUCCCACCGCAGCCCCUGAUUCUCCCCACACUCCAGAGGGUAUUUCUGCAGGGCCACAGGUUACUUCUGGUGGCCCCCUACUGGCCAGGGAGACUCUGGUUUCCACUGCUGCGCAGGCUCUGCUGCAGCUCUCCAUGGCGCCUCCCCUGCAGGAAGGACCUCCUUUCGCAGCUGGGGGGCCAGAUUUGGCACCCAGAUCCCCGUCGCCUCCAGCUCUGGGCCUGGCCGCUGCAGGGCCCGACUCACUGCUGAAUGUUUGCACUGAAACCGUCAGGAAUACCAUUCUGAGUGCCAGGGCACCAUCUACCAGAGCACAGUAUGCUAACAGAUGGAGGUUAUUCUGCCCAAGGUGCUUUCACGCACCUAUUUUAACCAGCUGGCACGUUUUAACUCCCCAUCUGAGGGGAAUGAGUCCGAGAUGCUAUGCCC